Cimex lectularius (bed bug) is the source of this 5962-nucleotide messenger RNA. It is a transcript of the gene lgs, whose product is annotated as protein BCL9 homolog. Lineage: Eukaryota; Metazoa; Arthropoda; Insecta; Hemiptera; Cimicidae. The coding region runs from base 698 to 3415 and encodes 905 amino acids. The record is from RefSeq and is a predicted model, not a curated record. The transcript is spliced from 10 exons.
AUGAGGCACAAGAAUAGAAUAGAAUAGAAUAAAUUUAUAUUUGUACAUGUGUAAUACAAUAUAUACAAUAAUUUUAAAAUGUAGGGAAAGUGACGUUUCACUGUGGCUUCCUUCUAUUUGAGUUUGCAUUUGUUGGAUAUGCUCCAAUGGAUCUGCAAAUAGGAUUUGAGGAGACACUCAUACGGGUAAAGAAUUUGCUGACCUCAUCGUAUAUUUCCCCCUCUACCCAUUUCAUGUUAGUUCACUCAUGUAGAUCUGUCAAUCUGUAAUAUCUGGGAGAGGCAGAGGCUAGCCACAGAAAUUUAUUUUGGAUUGCCUGUAAUUUAUUAAGAUUUGUUGUGCAGUUUGUUGUGUUGGCCAGACUCCUUUCUGAGCAAUGGGAAAGUGUCGUAUAGCCGCUUUCCCGUUGCCUACCAGAUUACUUGUGUGAGCACCAAAAUUCAAUUUAGAUACCAUCCUUAACCACUUAAAUGACUUCCCCUCGAAUUAUAUGUUGUGGGAGAGCAGGGGCCUAUGCUUACUCCUUAUUAACGUUUUUUACGAUCGCACUAAUCCUCCAGGAUCAACUGUAAAGAGCGAUGUCGUCGGCAUACAAAGCGAGUUGGCAGCAUUUGGGCAUAGGCAAAGCAUUUAAAAAGAUGCAAAAAAGUGUCGGUCCCAGAAUUGAACCCUGAGGCACGCCUGCUUUGACGGCAAAAUGGGAAGAGAGAGAAUUAUGAAGGGCUACUCGAAAAGUCCUCAAGUGAAGCUUCAGAAAGAUAUGAUCAAAGAUAAGCAGCGAGAUAAAAAGAAAAAUGGUGGCACCAGUGGCAACGUCUUUGAAAAUACACCUACACCAAGUAGUACCACUAGUGAAAACAGGGAAGAAUGCAGUAAAAAAGAGGAAAAGGGUCCGGAUGUGAAAGAAGAACCCGAAGAGAAUGAGGCCCCCGAAAACAAAAGUUCGCACAAUUCACCAUUGGAAGAAAUCAAAUCUUCGCCUGCACAACAGUCCGAGAACUCUUGCGAAGGCGUCGGUGGCGUGUUGCAUAACAUUGGAAUCCCUUCUGAAGGACUGCACGAAGGCGUGCAGCCUCUUCCUAGCAAUGUCGUUAAUAAACAACCGGUUACAAUGGAAGCGCAAUAUAUGCAACAGCAAAGUCAGAUAUUCGUCUUUUCUACAUCACUGGCGAACAAAGCUGCAGAAACAGUUAUUCAGGGCCAAUUUGCUUCUAUAAUCGCAUACCAUUGUGCGCAACCAAGGACAAAGAAAUAUUUAGAAGGGACUAAUCAACAAAAUCAGAUCAUGCCCAACCAGUGUAGCAACGCAAACAUGAACAUGGAUCAAAAUACAGCCAAAAAUACAAUGAACAGCCACCAUAAUUUAAUGCAAUCUCAUAACACACCUAUGUUGCCCGAUGGAAUGAUGUCAACUUUAGGGGAAUUAAACCAAGAUAUAAAUUUAACUACACCCCAGCCUUUAGCAGGUGUUAAAGUACCUGAUGAAAAUUUGACACCACAGCAAAGGCAACAUCGAGAGGAACAACUUGCAACAUUGAGAAAAAUGCAGCAAAUCCUUUUUCCUGAAGCUCUCCCCGGCCCGGAGGAAAAUGCCCACGUCGAAAAUCCUUUACCUGAAAAUAUUGAUAUGAACAAACCCCCGUCUAAUCAUUCAGAUUGGCAUAAACUUCAAAUGCAACUUAAUGACGAUCAAAAAAAUCGUAAAAAUAGAGCGAGCGGACCCCCUCCGAGUUAUCAGCAAGCUACAAGAUCUGCAAGUGUCCCUAUUGCACUUCAAAGCCCUAACCCAAGCUCCCCUAAUAAUACAACCUCAAAUCUUUCACUCCCUUCGCCCAGAACGUGUUCUGGGAUUAAUUCACCGGCUGAUAAAGUUUCAAACAGGAUUCCUGGGCCAAGCCCGACAAUGGAAUCCCCUAAUCCAGUAAGGAAUGCUAACUCAAAUCCACCGACACCCGUUUCAAGUCACCUUUCUCCUAAGCAUAAAGACAAGAUUAAUGCUUCUAAUGAAUUUUCACCUUCUAGUACAGUUUCUGCACAAAACUCACAACAGUCGCCUGUUGAUUCUCUGUACUGUAGAUCAGUGCAAUCCAUUGGAGGACAAAAACAAGGAUCAAAUACUGGAAAGGAGCCGAAUUUAAUGCCUGUGCCAUCCCCUCAGCAAAUACAAUAUUUAAAUGCAUUCGAAGGGCAAGAAUUGACCAUUCAAAAACAACCUAAUACAAGCUUAAAAGAAACGGGAAGAAAAACACCAGUGACGCCACCUACUAGCUUAGAGGGGGUCUUACCUGCCACAUCUAGUGGUAUCACGGGUGAUAGUGGGAGUAGUGGAGCUAAUAAUGGUGUCCCCAGUUCUGUUGGUGUGGGGACUGGUGCUGGGACCGACGGUGGCCCUGGCAGUGGGAAUUAUCCAUGUAUCGGUCCUGACAAUGUGCCAUUGAAUCCGAACAGGAUUAGCGUAUCGGCUGCGAAUAAAUCGUCUCAUUUUGAUCCAAUUAGCUCUUUGGCGCAAAUGAGCCAACAGCUCACGAACAACGUACCUAAUUCACCUGUCAACCAGCCGAACCUCAUGCCGAAUAUGCAUCAAAACAUGGUAUCUUUUAAUUCCCCGAAUUCGAAUCAACAUUUGAUGUCGAUGGCCGAUUUGCACCACAUGCCCAAUCCUCCUCCAGAUCAUAGAAUACAAAACCAGAUGCAAUCUCAUUUCGGCGCUCAAAGAGCUCAGUGUACUAGUGCCAUGUCACCUGGAAUAUCAGUUUCUCCUAAGAUGAUGCAAGGAUACGGUGUAGCUCAAAGACCUAUGACGAGACCCAUAGGAUAUAACGGCGCGAAUAUUCAGGUCAAGCCAAACGCUCCUAAUACCAUCCAGUAUCUCCCAUCUAGGCCUCAGUCUACACCAGGCCCAAGAGCACCUCCUAGUUUAGAAUUUUUGCAGCGCUUUUCAAACCCACUCUCUAAUUUAGACGCAAAAGUUCCAACUCAUAAUUUGCAGUAUUUUCCCAACAAUUACCCUCAAAAUAAUAUGAACGAUAUGGGAAUGUGUAAUCCUCAUGUUAAUAUCAGAGGACCGAUACGAAACGCGAAUCCCGGUAUGAUGAGAAUGCAAGGGCCACAAAUGGCACCGAUGGGUUUCAACAAUUCGGAAGGAUUUCAAAAUGCAAAUUGUCAAAUUUUUGGACCGCCGUCUAAAAACACUUCGAUGGGAUUAGCACCCGAUGCGAGCCAACCAUUACCACCUUCGAUGGGCCAAGGCAAUAAUUUCAAAAAUUCUACCUUUAUCGGUCCCACUACUGCAGAUCCAAAUUAUGCCCAACAGUUUCACAACUUUCAGCAACAACUGUAUGCUACGAACACAACAAGAGGUCAGUUGAAUAAUCAAGCGAUGGGUGGGAAUCAGCAUUAUUUUGUGCCUAAAUAAUAAAAUUAAUCAUAAACUCUUGGUUUUUUAUUGUUUAUUAAAUAUAUAUAUAUUAUUUUUAAUUUAGGGGUAUUCAUAAUUUUUUUUAUUAUUGUUAUUUCUUUAAUUGGUUGUCCUAUUGGAAAUUUUUGUAUGGAUACACAAUCUGAAAAGAAUUCAUGAAAUGACAAGACUUAAAAUCUGAAUACCAUAGAUCUGGCAUAAUAUAUUGUAUCGUUGCAUUUGUAAAGUAAUUAAAGUAAAAUCCCAAUACCGCAUAGUGAAUGAAAAUACUAAAAUAAAUUGCGUCUUAAUUAAUUAAAACAUUGAACAGGCACAUCUAAAAUUGCAUGUACAUUUUUAUCUUAUCAGAUCACAGACCUCACCAAAAUAUUUUACAAUUUAAAUACAUUUUGCAAAGUGUGUUCUGUGUACAAGACUGACGUAGAAACUAAUUAAUACAGAAAUCCUUCUAAAAUUGAUUAUGAAUAGUCUAAAAAAAGUAUUGUUAAUAACCAUUAACUUAUUCUUGAUCUUAUAUUGUCAAAUGCAACAAGCUUGAUGAAUUUUUUUUAAAUAAUAGUAAUAACCGAAAACUGUACUUCUGCAACAUUACAUUAGGUUGUUUAAUCAUUCGUUGGUAUUGAGUGUAUGUGCGUGUGUGUGUUUGUUUGCUUGCAUGCAUGCAUGUCUGUGGCAUGCACAUGUGUGUGUACCCACACAAAUAUUGUAUUAUGUUAUAUGUGAAAGUUUUUCUUGUUUUUUUUUUUCAUUUAUAUUUAACAUUGUUGAAUUGUUAAAAGUUUAAAUACUGAAAUCACCAUGAAAAUUAUUAUGUAUUUGUUAUUUACUUAUGAAAAGAAAAUAUGUUAUAAUGUAAGAAUUUCUAGGUGCCUGUGGAUCGGUGGUACACUCAGAAAAAUUAAAAUUGAACACAAAUAUAUUAACUAAGCUGAAAAUAACUUCAACCUCUGACACAAUACAUGUUAUUAUUUUAGUCGGUUGUAAUUUUUUUAUAUAUAUUUGUAUAUUUAAUAACAUUCAAAAUGAAGUUCGAGAUUGCAAUUGUGUUCAGUUGUUCAAAGUGAUUUUCAGAAUAAAAUAAAAUAACAUUUUUAUAAUUUUUUUAGUCGACUCGCGACAAUUGUAAGCAGAAAAAUGAAUACCCUGUAUAAAUUAUAAUUUAAAAAUUUGUAAAAAUAUCUAAAAACUUACGACUAGUUUAAAUAUAACUGCAAAUAUUCCCACUGCCUAGGUGAAUCUCACGUAAAUCGUAUGAUACAACGAAAACAAAACUGAUGUGCUAUUUAGUUGUAAUAAACAAUCAAUCCUAAGUCCUAAGUGAAUUGAAAUUUUUCUUGACAUUCAUUAUCCCACCAAAACAGUCGAAGUUAAAAACUGAAACUAUUUAUAAAUUAACACUUGUUUAUUGAUUUAUAUGCAGAGUUCAUCAGGUUGAGAAUGAAGCUCAUUGAAAAAAAAUGUAUAUUACAAAUGUUAAACGGGGUGUUAAGAGGUUUAUACUCAACUUGCUGGGUGUAUUAAUUGUUUGCAGAGCAUUUGUGAAUUAUUUUAUGUAGUUAUUUUUAAGAAAAAUGUAGACAUAACUUUUCAAAAAAACAAACAAACUAUAUUUUGUUCAAGAUAACAAGAUAGCUGUAAACUAAAAAUAUGGACAUUAAUAGUAAAGCUAUAGUAUAUUAUAAUAUAAUGUAAUUAGUUGGAUUAUUGAUAAUGUAAAAUGUUUGCCUUGAUAUUAAGCAGAUGCUAAAUUAUGAGUUGACACACGGAGUAUUAUUAAAUAUUUAUCCCCCUUAUUGUAAUGAACACUCAGUUCGUAAAAAGCUCAAAGCUCACUCGUGCAAAAUUGGCCUAAGGUGCAUUUCACGGCCAAGUGUGCAGAAAAUAUGUCUUAUACAUCAGAAACUAGUCACUAUCUUAAAAGUUGUUUUUUUAUUUGUUUAAUUAAAUCUUGUACUAGCACAGUUUUUUAAAAAACAUUUACAUGACAUAUUUACUGCACUAUUUGCCAGUGUAAAUAUAGCUAGAUUGAAUUUGUUUUACAUAAUUUAUAAUAAAAAAAAUGAGUUAAAUUAAAGAUGACUCAAAUGAACUGUGAUAACUGGUUUCUCUGGUUUUUCUUAGAAAUCCAUAUUAUUUUGAUUUAUAUUCGCAUUAAAAGUGUAGUACUUAAUCAAAAGGGCAAAUAUUUUUUUACUUACAAAAGUGAAAUAAGUAAUUUUUGUCUACCAAGUUAUUUACAAUUUUACUAAAAAUUAGUUUGCUGUGUUUUAUUAAUAUUGUUUUUGCUGUAAGCUAUAUAUAGUUGAUUUUACUUAAUUUCUUCUUUUUUUAUUGUAUAGUGUGUUCCUACAAUUAUGCUUUAAUCAAUGUGUAAAGAAAAGUAUAUUGGUAAAGAUUAAUUAAUUUUGUACAUUACUGUUGAAAUAGAAAGUGGUAUUGUUUUAUACAUAAGACAUUAUUUUACACUAAUUUUUGUCAAUUCUUUAGUUUAUUGUUAGUAUUUUUUUUCUAUUUCAAAAUAUUAAAUAAAUCUUUUCAAUUUUA